AACUCUGCAUAUUCAUGUACGCAAGAAAGGUCAAAACUUUGCAGCAGCAAAGCAUCCAUCUACCCUUCCUCCCCUCUCUUCUAUUCAAACCAACAUGUGUUUAUACAUUUCAAGAAAUGCGAUCUGGGAUAAUGUGGAGCUUAUGUUAAUAUAUAUAGAUGAAUCAUCAUGAUAUUUAACUCUCUGUUGUAACUUGUAAGACAUUUCAAAACUCAUGGAGGGUGGUUUAAAGAAGAAAGAUGGUGAUGAAGUCUUGGUUACAAUCAAAGAUAAUCAAGUUGUUUCUAAUAGUUUACAAGACCUGCCAUCUGGGUCUUACUCUUUCUCAGAGUACCUUCCAGUGGAUACUUCUUUAGGGCUGCUUCAAAGUCCUAGUUCAGCAACACAAGUGCCUGCAUUAACAAGCUUUUCCUCUGUCGAGAUUAUGAACUUAAGUCCGGCUCUGAAUACGUCUCCUAGAGUCCAACAAUCAGGCCUUACUCGACGAAGAUCAUUGGCGCGAUCAGUGUAUAGUUCAAGGUCCAAAUCUAGAUUAGCUGAGCCGCCUUAUCCCAGACAGCCGCCAAGGAAUUUGUCUCAUACAGCUUCACCUGUUAGUAAUCUUCAUUAUACUAAUACAGCUCCCACGACACCAAAAACGCCACUGCUGGCAUCACCUGCAGGAGAAGAGGAGGAUGACGUAUACAACGCUAAAAUCCUCGAGGUGAUUAAGAAAAAGGGUAAGAAGAUCAGGGUUAUGAUUUUACUUGAGUGGGUUGUGUUCAUUUGCAUAGUUGGAUUUUUGAUUGCUAGCUUAUAUAUUCCCAAACUGAGGAAUUGCACGAUAUGGAGCUUAGCUAUAUGGAAAUGGUCUGUACUUGUGCUGGUUAUAUUCUGCGGUAGAAUGCUAACAGGAUGGUUUACUAAAGUUUUAGUGUUUGGGAUUGAACGAAGUUUUAUACUAAAAAACAAGGUUCUCUACUUUGUCUAUAGUCUGAAAAAAGGUUUUCGGGUAUUCCUUUGGUUUGCUCUGAUUCUUCUAGCAUGGGGUUUAUUGAUCAACCGUGGAGUGAAGAGAUCAAGGGAAACUACUAAGAUAUUGAAUUAUAUCACGAGAGGGCUUGCCUCGUGUCUUAUUGGAGCAGCAUUGUGGAUGGUAAAGACUUUUCUAGUAAAGCUAUUAGCCAGUUCUUUUCAUGUCACCAAUUUCUUUGACAGGAUCCAGGAAUCCAUCCUUCACCAGUAUAUUCUUCGGACCCUUUCUGGACCCCGAUUAAUGAGGUUCUCUGGAAGGACUGAUAGUUGUAGGACUAGUGGUUGCUUAUGUCUCAGACGUCUCAAAAAAGGAAAGGAAGUGAGUAAGGAAGAGGUAAUUGAUAUAGAGAAGCUUAAGAAGAUGAGGAGAAAAAGGGUAUCCGCUUGGACCAUAGGAGGGCUGAUCAAGGUCAUACGAAGUUCAGGGCUGUCUACAGUUUCUGGGGCGCUUGAUGAGAUUGAUGACGAGGAGGAGCAUGGACAGAAACAAGGAUCUAUUACAAAUGAAUGGGAAGCAAAGGCUGCUGCUUACCGUAUAUUCAAUAAUGUAGCGAAGCAUGGCUCUAAGUUUAUUCAAGAGGACGACCUGUUAGACUUCAUGACGGUCGAAGAAGUGGAUAAGUUGCUGUUAUUGUUUGGGGAAGAAGGAGAAAAGGGACAAAUUAAGAAAUCAUCCUUCCGGGAUUGGGUGGUGAAUGUCUACAACGAACGCAAAAUUCUGGCUCAUUCACUGCACGACACCAAAACAGCCAUCGAGGAGCUGACCAAAGUUACCUCCGUCAUAGUAUUUAUUAUGAUUAUAAUCAUUUGGUUACUUUUGAUGGGCUUUGCGACAACCCAAGUCUUAGUCUUCAUCUCAUCUCAGCUUUUACUAUUGGUAUUCAUGAUUGGUAAUGCUUGUAAGACUGCAUUUGAGGCCGCCAUUUUUGUGUUUGUGAUGCACCCGUUUGAUGUUGGUGAUCGUUGCGUUAUUGAUGGGGUGCAGGUCAUAUUUUAUCCUGACCCAAUGAUUGUGGAGGAAAUGAACAUUUUGACAACAAUCUUCCUGAGAUAUGACGGUGAAAAGAUAGCAUAUCCCAAUUCUGUUCUGGCAACUAAAGCAAUCAGCAAUUUCAAUCGAAGCCCGGAGAUGGGUGAUUUUGUCAACUUUUCUGUAGAUGUAUCCACUUCCGCGGAGAAUAUUGUAGCAUUGAAAGCUAGAAUAAAGAAGUACUUGGAGAGCAAGCCUCAGCACUGGCGGCCUGAUCACAGUGUGCAGAUCAGGGAUAUAGAGGAUAUUAAUGAGAUGAAAAUGGCUCUUUACAUGACUCACACCAUAAACUUUCAAAAUUACGGGGAGAAGGCUAGUCGAAGAUCUGAAUUACUUUAUGAGCUCAAGAACAUUUUUGAAGAGCUUGGAAUCAAAUAUAGACUUCUACCCCAAGAAGUUCAGCUAAGAUAUCUAGAAAGUUCUGGCCCACCCGCAAGAAACAACAGUCAAACACAAAUGGCUAGUUCUUAGAAGAGCAAGGAUGGUCUGGGCAUAUGUGUUGAUAGUCAUUAUUAUUGGUUAUGAAGAGUAAAAAUGAUUACUGGCAAGAACCUCUUGGUAGUUUUACUAGUGGCCUAGUGCAGUGCACACUUUUUCAUAGUUCUUACUAUAUUGAUUGACGGAUUUUUGUAUGUACUAGAAAAUUUUUAAUGAUGAAGAGGAAUGAUUACUGUCAAGAA
Messenger RNA from Daucus carota subsp. sativus, 2724 nucleotides. Its product is annotated as mechanosensitive ion channel protein 10. Gene Ontology annotation, biological process: transmembrane transport; monoatomic anion transport; detection of mechanical stimulus. Lineage: Eukaryota; Viridiplantae; Streptophyta; Magnoliopsida; Apiales; Apiaceae. Gene Ontology annotation, cellular component: plasma membrane. Bases 215 to 2515 code for a protein of 766 amino acids. The record is from RefSeq and is a predicted model, not a curated record. Gene Ontology annotation, molecular function: mechanosensitive monoatomic ion channel activity. The transcript is spliced from 4 exons.